UCAGUCGCACGACGUUUGUGUCAGUUUGUGGUGCUAUGCCUUGCUGAGUCACAUACCGUCAAUAAUAUCUCAAGUUAUACCGUACAAAGUCUCUUUGCAAAAAAAAAAAAAAAACACUCCAAAAAAUAAUUAUCAUUCGUGUAAUAAUAUAAAAAUUAUUUAAACAACAAAAAUACCAAUUUUUUGUCAACAUUUUUUGCUUUUUUUUUGCCACAAAUUUCUAACCUCUUUUGUUUUGUUAUUCAAAGUUGUUUACUCCAAAAUUAAUUUCAACCACCAUACAUAAUAUAAAAAAAAAAAAAAUACAAUUAUCAAAAUAAUGAUGCAACUAUUAAAUAAAAAUGUGCAAUAAUAAGUAAAAAAAAAAUCGAGUGAAUAAUUUGAAUAAAUAUGAAUAACCAAGAGAAAAAAAAAAAAACAAUUGAUUUUGUGAAAAACAUAACAGCAAGUGUCAUAUAUUUUUAAAUUUAUAAACAAAAAAAAAAAUAAAUCAUAGUGACAAGUGAGUAACAAAAGUAAAAUAUUAAAAAAAUAAACAUUUUAAUAUUGGAGCAAAUAAAAGAAAAAAAAAAAAAACAUAAAGUGUGUGUUGGAUGAGCGUCUUUGAUAGUUUUUGAGGUUAUUUUUAUACAUGUUACUGACCUACACUUGGUGCAACACGUACAGAUUUUUUUAUUUAACAUUUGACUGUCAAACCGUGUGGUUGAAUUAUCAAUUUAUUAAAAUAAAUAAUUAUUUAUAAUUAUUAGAAAAAACAUUUGUGGUUUAAAGAGACCAGAGAUUUGGUGAUAUUUAAAUAGACAUUUAAUUUUGACAAGUAGUAAUAAUAUAAAUAAAUUAAUAAAAAUUUUUAAUUUGACAAUGAAUAAUUGUGAUAUAAAUAAUAUUAAUGAAAAUUAAUAUUUAAUAUUUAAAAUUAUAUUUUAAAAUGGAUCUUUUGUUUGUACUUAAUGUCAAGGCUGAUCCCCUGUGACAUUCAUAACAACUUUAACAACAAAAAAUUCAUACAAAAAAACAUUGUUUAUAUUUAAAAAAAAUAAGUGCUAUUGUGAUUGGGAAAUAUUUUCUAUGUGAUAUAAAAAGAAAGAAGAAUUAGUAGUUAAUAAAAUAAGUUGAUAAGAAAAAUUAAAAAAAAAAAAAACAUGUUGGGCCUGAAGAAGUUUUACAGGGAAGAGCUUUUACAGCUUGCCCUGUUGUUGUCACUAUUACGUGUUGAUCCAGAAAGUUAUUUGGGUCUUGAUAUACAAAGUAUGGGAGUUGGAUUAAUGGAUUUAAAUAAUGGAUCUGGAUGGCAUACUGAUGCACAUACAAUAAUUCAUCGUCCAAUGUUUGUACAUCCAAAAAAUUUAGAUUCAAUGAUGUUUAAUUAUCAAAGAGAUAUAUUUGAUGAUUUAAAUUCACUUGGUAGAUAUAAUAAUAUGAAUUCUGGAAGAAAUAAUAUACAUGCAUAUUUAUUAAAUAUUGAAGAAUCAGUUAGAGAUGAUUCAGUUGCUAGUACAAGUAUUGGUGAAUCAACUGAUCCAAGGAGAGAUGUUAAUUCACCUGAUCCACCAAAUGGUACACAAGUUGCUGAAUUAACACAAGAGGACAUGGAUCUCAUCGAAGUUCUUUGGAAGCAAGAUGUUGAUCUUGGAUUACCACUUGAUCCAGAUCCAGCAAAAUUGAAUCCUUCAACAUCAGAGAAAAAAACAGUUGAUGAAUUGGAAAAAUUAAAAGCCCUGGAGGCCAUUAAUGCCACUAAAAAUGAGGAUGACAAAAAAGAACCAGAAGAACAAAAGGAAGAUGACCCUUGGGCAGGACUGUCAUAUACAAUUGACCUGGAAACUGGAGAACAUAUAUUGAGUGCAAAUAGUCCAAGUGGAAGUGGUACAACAUUUAGCAGUGGAAUUGAAAGUAGUGAUCAUUUAUUGGGUGCAUCAUCAUUAAAUCUUGAAGAUUCACCAAUUGGUUUUGUCAAUGAUUCACUUGGUCUUGAUGAUGAUUUAAAUCUUGAAGAUGAUUUUACAUCAGAAUUAUUGAGUGAUAGUUUACUUGGACCAACUGGUGUUGAAGGAUUACUUUGUAACGAUUCACUUGGUUUACCCGACGGAUUUAAUCUUGAAGAAGCUUUGCAACUUGUUGGUCUCGAUGAGGCAACACCAGAGGAUAUAAAACAGGAGGAAAUAAAAAAAAAAACACAAAAUUGUGGUGCUGAAGGAUCAAGUAGUAGUAAAGAAGAAAAAUCUCUAGAAGAUUCAGAAGCUGAAGACAUGAUUCACACACCGCAAUUUCAUCAUCCCCAUCAUUCACAUCAUCGCUCUUUUCAGAGUCGUGUACCAUUUAUGAGAGGAAUGAAUAUGGAUCAAAGAUGGCCAGAUAUAUCAUCACUUCUUUCAGUACAAAAUGGAACAGAUCAUUAUUCUCAUCCAACACAUGCUUAUCCUGGUCAUGGAAUAAGCCAUCAUCACAGUCAUUAUGAUAAUCAACGUAAUGUUUUACUUCAUAAUGCAACACUUGCACCACCAGUUGGUGAUCUUAAUUCAACUGGUCCUUAUCACAGUGUUGGUGGACCAUCAAAUUUGGGAUCAGCAGUUGCAACAUCAAUGAAUUUAACAAAUAGCAGUGAACCAAUGGGAUCAGAAAAUUCAGCAUAUAAAUCAGAACCAAGUGAUAUGAUGUAUUAUCACACACCAACAUCAGAUUCUAUUAAUCAAACAAACGAUGCAUUAUAUCAACCUUCAUUUCUUGAUGAUGAAAUUAAUUUGAUGGACAUGGUCAUGAACGACAACAUGUACUCAAUGCGAAUGCUUGACAACAGCAGUAAUAAUGCAUCAGGACCAACUGGAGCUGCUGCAUUACCUGGUGUUCAUAGUGCUGGUAAUGGAACUGUAUUAACAACAGUACCAGGUGUAACUGAUGAAAGAAUGGAUGCAUCAAGUGACAGUGCAGUUAGUAGUAUGGGAAGUGAACGUGUACCAUCAUUAUCUGAUGGUGAAUGGAUGGAGACUGGAUCAAAUUCAAGUCAUACACAAGCUGAUUCACAUUAUUCAAUGGAUUAUGCAAGCAAAUAUCGAAUGCCAUAUGAUUGUAAUUAUACAAUGGCAGGAAGAAAUGGAGUAACACCAAGAUGUCAGGGUGAAAGAAUAUCACCAGUUGCACAAAAAAAACAUCAAAUGUUUGCUAAACGUUAUUUUCAAGAACAAGGAACUGGUUCACCGUUGGGUACAAGUGGACAUCCAACGACACUAGUCAAGUAUGAAUAUGAUACACAAACAGUUGGUGCUGGUGCACCAGGUAAUGCAUAUUCUGGACCAAUUGAAGGUGCAGCUGGACCACAAGCUGAACUUAAAUACAGUUGUAGUGUUGAUUUUUCACGUCAUCAAACAGCUCCACAAUUUUCUGGUCGAACACCACUUGAUCAUGUUCAACACAAUCACACUUACCAUUUACCUGCUGAUAGCUUGGGAGCUAUGCAAAGGCCUCUUUCACGUGAUAAAAAAUCACGAAGAAGUGAUAUUGAUGAACAUUUAACUAGAGAUGAAAAACGUGCACGUGCAUUAAAUAUACCAAUUGCUGUACAAGAUAUAAUAAAUUUACCAAUGGAUGAAUUUAAUGAACGUAUGAGUAAAAUUGAUCUUAGUGAGGCACAACUUGGUUUAAUACGUGAUAUAAGAAGACGUGGAAAAAAUAAAGUUGCUGCACAAAAUUGUCGUAAACGUAAACUUGAUCAAAUAGUAACACUUGCUGAUCAAGUUAAAGAAAUGCGUGAUCGUAAAACAAGAUUAAUACGUGAACGUGAUUAUAUGUUAGUUGAAAGACAAAGAGUUAAAGAUAAAUUUAGUCAACUUUAUCGACAUAUAUUUCAGUCACUUCGGGAUCCCGAUGGUAAUCAAUAUUACUCAAAUGAAUGGAGUCUUCAACAGUCAGCUGAUGGAAAUGUUCUUUUAGUACCACGAAAUCAAACAAACUCACAUCAUUCACGUUCAAAUAUGGAACCAAAAACAAAACCAGAUCCUGAACAUAAAGAAUGAAGUUAGAUUUUAGCAAUGCUCCAAAACGAUUGAUGAUCAGGAGACAGAUAUUACAUUUAAAAACAACAACAAAUUAAUUAAUAAAGAAAAAAACAAAUAAAAAAAGAAACAAAAACAAAUUAACAAAAUAAUUUGUUAUUAUAAAGUACAGCUUUGUUUAUGUUAAUCUUGGUGGCAAUAUUUUUCAUAUACCACAAUAAUUUACCAUCGUCAACAACGAAAAUAACGACUAAUAAUUAAGUAAAAAAAAAAACAAAAAAAAAAAAACUAUAUGAUGAUUGUAUUUAAUCAUAAAAACUUUAAAAGAUUUUUAUUUCUUUUUUUUUUUUUUUUUUAAGUGUUUCAAAGAGACUGAAGUGGUUCCUUUUUUUUUUUUCUUUUUGUUUUUUUUUUUUUUUAUAUUUCACGACUAUGGGCAAAUUAUAUUUAUGAACCAGCUCAAGAUAAAAAAAUAAAACAAGAAAAAUAAAUUCUAUCAUAAUGAUGAUUUAAAAAAAAUUAAAUUUUAUUUAAAUAAAAAAAAUGCCAAUGAACAAUUGAAAUAUUAUGUUUCAAUAAAUUCCAUUUGAAAAACGUAAAUAUUUUUCGGUGAGCUUGUAAAAGCAAAAAUAAAAAAUAUUAGAUUUAAAUAAAUAAAUAUAUAAAUUAUAAAUAUAAUUAUUAUUAUAAAAUUAUUUGUUUUAUAUUCAAGAAAUAAAAUUAGAUAAAAAUUGAAAUAAAAAACAAAAAAAUUUAAUGUAAAAAUUGACAAGAAAAAACUCGUUUCGAAUUAUCGAGUUUAAAAAUUUCAAUUAAAAUGGAUAUAUAAAUAGUAAUAGCUUUUUUUUUAUUUUAAAAUUAAUAAUUAAUUAAAUAUUUUAUUAUUUAUUUAAUACUUUAAUUGUAAUGUUUUGUUUUUUUUUUUUUUUUUUAUUUAUUUUUUUUUUUUUUUCAUACGAAAUUAAAAUAAUCAAUUUAAUUCAUUUUGUCACAAAAGUAUUUCGAUGUUCUUCAGGUGCUAUCACUAAAUUUCAAUAUAAAAAAAAAUAAUUUACAACCAUGAUAAUUAAAAUGUACGUAAUUAUUUUAAAGAAAAAAACUUCAUUCUGCGAUAAAGAUAUUAUUUCUCUUUACAAUAAUUUAAGUAAAAAUUUGAAUUGAAAAAAACCAUUCAAUGUCUCGUGCUGCUUGUGCAUUUAAUUGAUUGAUAUAUAAAAAUAAAAAAAAAAUUUUUACAAUAAAUUUUGGGUUGGAUAAAAGGCAAAUGAUUGAAUAGAAAUUUUUAUAAGACACCUUGACACGUAAAAAAAAAAAAUCCUUUUUCAAUAAAAUAGAAAAAAAUAUAUUGCUUAUUUCAACACAGCAAAUAAAGAUUAAUAAUUAAUUUAAAAAAAUAAAAUAAAUAUAUUUCAGGUAUUUCACAUUUGCCUUUGUAUGUAAAUAUUGAUGUAGCUAGUAUAAUUUUCUAUAAAUACAUUACGUAAUAAUAAUGCGAUAUAAACGUUAAAUAAAAAUAAAAAAAAAAACAUAAAAAACAGUAAAUAUAAAUAAGAUAAUUGCAUAAAGAAAUUGAUAAUAAAUAAUUGAUGUCGUUAAUUUGGCAAAACAAUUAUUAUUAUUUUUUUCUUUUAUUUGUUUAUUUUAUUUUUUAAAUUAAUAUUCAAUAAGGAUCUAUUGUUUUUGGCAUAGUACUUGUGGUGUAGGAUAAACGAAAAAAAAAUACAUUUUUUCUUUCACGUACCGUACUUGACGAACGAAAAUUGUGCUGUUGAAUAUUCUUUGGAAAUAAAAAAAAAGAGAAA
This is a messenger RNA of Aphidius gifuensis, 5791 nucleotides long. Its product is annotated as segmentation protein cap'n'collar-like. Gene Ontology annotation, biological process: regulation of transcription by RNA polymerase II. NCBI's taxonomy places the organism in Eukaryota, Metazoa, Arthropoda, Insecta, Hymenoptera, Braconidae. The transcript has 13 exons. Gene Ontology annotation, cellular component: nucleus. The coding region runs from base 1143 to 4010 and encodes 955 amino acids. The record is from RefSeq and is a predicted model, not a curated record. Gene Ontology annotation, molecular function: RNA polymerase II cis-regulatory region sequence-specific DNA binding; DNA-binding transcription factor activity, RNA polymerase II-specific.